GCUGCUAUUACAGCUGGUUUGCAAAGUGAUAGUCAAGUGCGCAUGGAUCAUCUUUGGGAUGCUCGGGAUCGUGUGCUUAUGGGACCCAAGCGCCAACUUCCUAAAGAUCAAAAGAGUAACCAAAUUGCAGCAUUCCACGAGGCAGGUCAUGCAAUCGCCGCCAUUUAUACACCUGGCAGUACUCCUCUUCAUAAGGUAACCAUAAUCCCUCGCGGAAAGUCAGGCGGGCACACUAGCUUUCUUGAUGAAGUUGAUACUAACUACCAGACACGACAACAGCUGAUCGCGCAAUUGGACGUUGCUAUGGGUGGACGUGUCGGUGAAGAGCUUGUCUUCGGUUCGGAUCAGGUCACCACUGGCGCAAGCAACGAUUUCGAGGCAAGUUCUUUCUGCAUAUAG
Protopolystoma xenopodis is the source of this 399-nucleotide messenger RNA. NCBI's taxonomy places the organism in Eukaryota, Metazoa, Platyhelminthes, Monogenea, Polystomatidea, Polystomatidae. The record is from the annotation of a GenBank genome assembly.